This is a messenger RNA of Lolium rigidum, 1442 nucleotides long. RefSeq names its product queuine tRNA-ribosyltransferase catalytic subunit 1-like. Gene Ontology annotation, cellular component: cytosol. Gene Ontology annotation, molecular function: tRNA-guanosine(34) queuine transglycosylase activity. The record is from RefSeq and is a predicted model, not a curated record. The transcript has 16 exons. The coding region runs from base 189 to 1442 and encodes 417 amino acids. NCBI's taxonomy places the organism in Eukaryota, Viridiplantae, Streptophyta, Magnoliopsida, Poales, Poaceae.
GUCCACGGACCACGGAGCCAUUCCACUCGGAAGAACCAAAGCGUUUUAGGGCUUCCUUCCCCGCCGCCGGCGAGCCCUCGCGCGGAGCCGUCCUCCGCCUUCUUCGUCUCCACGACGACGCUACUGCCCUAACGUCUUCCCCUGUGGUUUCGGCUCGGUGGUCGGAGUCCUGCCGCCCCACCCCCUCCAUGGCGCUCCGGUUCGAGGUAUUAGGAAGAUUUAAUCGUGCUCGUGCAGCUCGGUUAACUCUGCCACACUUUACUUGCCAAACACCACUUUUUAUGCCUGUUGGAACCCAAGGUACAAUAAAAGGCUUGACUACAGACCAGUUAGAGGCCAUAGGUUGCCAGAUAAUACUUGGAAAUACCUAUCACCUUGAACUUCGUCCAGGCUCUCAACUUAUUGAUGACUUGGGUGGCCUUCACAAGUUUAUGAAUUGGAAAAGGGCAUUGUUGACUGACUCUGGUGGUUUCCAAAUGGUCUCUUUGCUGCAUUUAGCUGACAUUACUGAGGAAGGAGUUACAUUCCAGUCACCUGUUGAUGGGAAACCCAUGCUCCUGACACCUGAGGAGUCAAUACAUAUUCAGAAUAACAUUGGAGCUGAUAUAAUCAUGGCUCUUGACGAUGUUGUGAAGACCACAAUUACUGGCCCAAGGAUAGAGGAAGCUAUGUAUCGUACCCUUCGUUGGAUUGAUAGGUGCAUAUCUGCUCACAAGAAACCUGAUGUCCAAAAUUUAUUUGGGAUUGUUCAAGGAGGAUUAGAUCCAGUUCUUAGAGAUAUUUGCGUGAGGGGCUUGGUUGAGCGGAACCUUCCUGGAUAUGCUAUCGGUGGUCUUGCAGGUGGUGAAGAUAAAGAUUCGUUCUGGCGUGUUGUUGCCCAGUGCACUGCUGGAUUGCCUGAAGAUAAACCCCGAUAUGUUAUGGGUGUUGGCUAUCCACUUGAUAUUGUAGUAUGCAGUGCUUUGGGUGCAGAUAUGUAUGACUGUGUCUAUCCAACGCGCACUGCCCGCUUUGGGACCGCACUUGUGCCUGAGGGUGUUCUGAAGUUGAAACAAAACGCGAUGGCAACUGAUGAGCGGCCAAUUGAUCCUUCAUGUCCGUGCAUGGUCUGCAAAAAUUAUACACGUGCUUACUUGCAUUGCCUCGUCACAAAAGAUCCUAUGGGUUCUCAACUGCUGUCAUAUCAUAAUUUAUCUUUUAUGAUGCGGUUAAGUAGAGAUCUCCAUAUGUCAAUUCUUGAAGGAAGAUUCCCAGAAUUUGUGAGAGGAUUUUUGAGGGUGCAGUUCCCAAAGGGCGACGUGCCAAAGUGGGUUCAUAAUGCGAUGGAGGUUGCCGGCAUUGACAUAUCAGAGUGCUGCACUCCCACAAAUUGUCAGCACGAUGCCAUGGAGGAUACUGGCGUUGACAUAUCGGAGCUGUGCCCACCGACCAAAUGUCCCUGA